AUGAGUGCAAGAAAACUACAGCAAGAAUUUGAUAAACUAAACAAAAAGAUAAAUGAAGGUUUAGCAGCAUUUGAUGAAACAAAAGAAAAAAUACAACAUGCUGAAGUUGCAUCUCAAAGAGAUAAAUUCGAGAAUGACUUGAAAAAAGAACUAAAAAAAUUACAAAGAUCGAGAGAUCAAUUAAAAAUUUGGUUGAGUGAUAGUAGUAUCAAACUAGAUAAAAAUGCAUUACAAGAAAAUAGAACCAAAAUUGAACAUGCAAUGGAUACUUUUAAAGAAUUAGAGAAAAAUUCUAAGAUAAAACAAUUCUCAAAUGAGGGAUUAGAAUUAGAGAAAAACAAAAAGCAUUCAAGAUUUGGUGAUAUUCAAAAAGUAACGGAUGCUUGUGAUUAUAUAAGUAGUGUUAUUGAACAAUUAAAUUCACAAAAUGAAGAAUUGGAUCAAGAAUUAGAAACUCUUAAUAGUCAACUGAAGAAAAAGGGCUUUUCAUCUCAACAAUCAAUAGAUGAUACAAAAUAUAAAUUGGAUAGAAAUAAUACUCAUAUUGAAAAAUUAGAAACUGUAUUGGAAAAUUUAGAAAAUGAUUUAUUAGAUCCUGCAAAAAUUGAUGAUGUAAAAGAUGAUUUAGAUUAUUAUGUUGAUAUGAAUCAAGAUGAAGAUUAUGUUGAAUAUGAUGAGUUUUAUGAUCAAUUAGAACCAAUAGAAGAAGAAGAGGUGGAGGAAGAAGAAGUUGAAGGAAGUUUAGCUCAAAUGGCUGCUGAAUCUUUUGAAGAAGAAGAAAGAAAAAGAUUAGAAUUACAACAAUUAGGUCAACAACAAUCUGAAGCUACAAGAGCUACUCAAUCAGCAUCUGCAUCUACUAACUCAACCAAUUCUUCUGCAAUACCAGUACCUGGUAGAUCAGUUUCAAUAUCAAAUGAAGGUGGUAAUAAUAUAAGUACAAGUUUGAACAAUACUCAUUCACAACUUUCAAAUGGUCCAACUAACGUUAGUUCAUCGUCAACUCCAGUCAAGAAACAAGUAAAACCUCAAAAUGUAGUACCAGCUCCACCUCCACCAAUUACUAGUGCAAAUUCUUAUUCAAAUGUAAUAAAAGCAGCUCAAGCUAUAAACAAUAGUAAUGGUCAUAUUGGAUCUUCAAAUAUACCAAGUUCAACAAAUAAUACUCCCUUGUUAAAUAAUAAUGUACCAUUAGCUACAGCUCUCGCAUCAGCAAUAAAUCCAUCAUCAAUAUCAUCAACUUCAACAACACCUGCAAAAUCUCUACCCCCUGGUUUCAAUCAUACUCAUUUACCUUCAUCAUCAUCGAUUACAAAAUCUCAAUCUACAUCACCGUUAGUUACACAAUCAAAAUUGAAUGAAGAGACUCAACAAUUAAACAAAAAGAUUUCAAAUAUUUCAAAUAGUUCACAAUCUCCAUCAAUAAAUUCUGUAUCAACUACCAACAAUAUAGAUCCAUUGAAUGAAUCAUUAACAAGAUUAUUAAAUAUAACAAAUAGUAGAAUCAAUGAUCCAUUACCUAUGCAAUCAAUAAGUCAAUUAUUAGAAACUUCAUUAUUAAAUUGUCCAGACUCUUUUGAUGCAGAAAAACCAAGACAAUAUAGUCCAACUAAUGUUCAUCCUUCUUCAAUAGACUAUCCUCAAGAACCAAUGUAUGAAUUAAAUUCAACUCAUUAUAUGUCUAAAUUCGAUGAUGAUUUAUUAUUUUUUUGUUUUUACUAUAGUGAAGGUGUUGAUAAUUUUGCAAAAUAUAAUUCUUCAAAAGAAUUAAUUAAAAGAGGUUGGCAAUUUAAUAUUGAAAAAAAUCAGUGGUUAUCUACUAAAGAUCAUUCAAAAAACAAGAAUCAUACAAAGGAAUCAAGUCCAUUGAGUAAUGGCAAUAGUGAAAAAAAUGGUGAAAAAUUAAAUGAAAGUGAUUCUAAUAAUCAAAAUAAAUAUAAAAGAUAUUUUGAUGAAAAAACUUGGCUUAUACGUAAUUAUAUAUAA
Molecule: messenger RNA, 1986 nt
Organism: Lodderomyces jiufengensis
Lineage: Eukaryota; Fungi; Ascomycota; Pichiomycetes; Serinales; Debaryomycetaceae
Gene: NOT5
Product: CCR4-NOT core subunit
Exons: 1
Coding region: 1-1986 (661 amino acids)
Biological process (GO): regulation of DNA-templated transcription; nuclear-transcribed mRNA poly(A) tail shortening
Cellular component (GO): nucleus; CCR4-NOT core complex; P-body
Source: RefSeq, a predicted model, not a curated record